AUGCCGCCUCCCAUUGAGGAUAUCUCCGACGAGGAGUCCGGCGACAUCCCCUUUGAUGACAAGAACGGUACCACCGAAGAUGCGAAAGAACCCGAUCAGGUGGAAGACGAGGACGAAGAGGAUGAUGACGAGGAAGAGGGAGAGGACAUCUUUGUUGUUGAGAAGAUCCUCGAACACGCUUGGAUGGAUGAUGGAUCCUUCAAGCUACAGGUAAAGUGGAAGGGGUGGGACAAGCCAGAAGACCUUACGUGGGAGCCCGAGUCAUCUCUAAAGGACGGCGCCAAGGCCAUCUUGGCUGCUUACUACAAGAAGAUCGGUGGACGCCCUAGGAAGAACGCUGCGAAGCCUGGACCUAAGCCCGGACCCAAGCCUGGACCGGGUCGCAAGCGCAAGUCGAUGGGCGAGGCCAAGGAGACUUCGGCUUCCGCCGAACCCACCGAACAGAAACGGCGACGAAAGUCCUCCGCACCCGCGACAGAGGAGACGCCCGCAGAGACGGCUGCUGAGAGCGAGGAGGAUGACCUGAGCUGGACGCCCAAGGGCAAGGACUGGGGUUCCCAGCUCCAGAAAGUUGACACAAUCAUCAGAGAUCAAGACAGCAAGCAACUAUUUGCUUUCCUGCUCUGGAAGAAUGGAAAGCGCUCUCGCGUUGCACUGGAGACAUGCUAUGACCGAUGUCCGAAGCAGAUGCUUCAAUUCUACGAGAACCAUUUGGUCUUCAAGGAGACUUGA
Messenger RNA from Penicillium cataractarum, 732 nucleotides. RefSeq lists its product as uncharacterized. The transcript has 7 exons. Gene Ontology annotation, biological process: negative regulation of transcription by RNA polymerase II; chromatin organization. Bases 1 to 732 code for a protein of 243 amino acids. Gene Ontology annotation, cellular component: pericentric heterochromatin; nucleus. Lineage: Eukaryota; Fungi; Ascomycota; Eurotiomycetes; Eurotiales; Aspergillaceae. Gene Ontology annotation, molecular function: chromatin binding. The record is from RefSeq and is a predicted model, not a curated record.